GGAGGGGAGCGGAGCGCUUGCUCAGUGUUUAUUAAUUUUACGUGUCAAACCGGGAAAGUUAACUGGUUAAAAAAGAGUAGGGGACAAUUAACAUUUUGUUAAAGAGUUUUCAAAUUAGACAUUGAGGGCUUGUAGGAAAAGGAUGUGACUGCCUAGGACCCACGUAUGACAUUCCUUAUAAGGAGUAGAAGAAAAUAGGAAGCAGGGAUGUGAAACAUAUUCCAUUAUUCUGAAUGUGAACAACAGAGAUUUAUUUUGUGUUUGUGUGACCUUGAACUCUGACAUUAAUAAUCAUGUCACCUUGUGAACUUUUGACAUUUUUACUAAUUGGCAGUAUUUGUCUUGCAUCAUUAGUGGAUGGUCAAAAGAAGAACAAACCCCCAAGAUGGAAACCCAAGUCCAGACCAUUCAAUGGGGAUAACAUCAUUGCCAAAUCAUCAGGGAGUAAUAUCAAAAUUAGUUGUCCAGCUUACGGGUACCCUAAGCCAAAAAUAACAUGGUACAAAGAGGAGAACCUGUUUGAUGCUAGCCAGAGACCAAAGACAAAGGCCAGACACUUUGCCCUGAGUCUUAAUGAUGUACAGACAUCAGACAGUGGGAAGUACAAAUGUGUGGUCCAAAAUUCCGAGGGCAGCAUAGAAUUCACCUUCAUUGUCGAUGUUAUACGAACCUCGUGGCCACUAGAGUUGGAGGAGCCACGAAAUGCCACAGUAAUGGAGGGAGAGAGGGUGGUGUUCCGGUGCCGUGCCUUGAAUGACCCAGAUGCCACCACUCAGUGGAUAAAGCGGGACACUGAAGUUGGUGAUUCAGGUGGAUCCAAUAAAGAUUUUCUUCCAAGCAAUGGACCAGAAAUCGUUAUUGAAAAUGCUAGUCCAGAAGAUGCAGGAAAAUACACUUGUAUGGUAGGAAAUUAUAUUGGAAUAAAGUCAGUUGAUGUCUGGUUAACAGUAAGACAGACCACCACAACAACCACUACUACCACCACAACAAAACCACCAACCACCACCACCACCACAACAACAACCACCACAACCACCACUCCAACAACAACCACCACCACCAGAAGACCAACAACUACCACAACAACAACGACACCACGACCAACAACUGUAAAUACUCUGAUACAAUUCCCAUACCUACCAGAUACCACAGAUGAUGAGGACCUGGAGGGAGGAAGUGGAAAUGAUAUGGAAAAGGAGAAGAAGAAGAAAAAAAAGAAGAAGAAGAACAAAAAGAAGAAGAAGAAAAACAAGAAGAAGAAAAAGAAGGAACGCCAGAGGGAGCGAGAACGAAAGCAGCAACAGCGGGAAAAAAAACGCAAGGAGGAGCUAGAUCGCACGAACAAGGAGGACCGAAUGGAAGAUAACAGAGAUAUUGGCAACUUCCCAGAUUUCAACAAUCCUGACAUCUAUAACAACAACCAAGGUGUUAUUGUGCCAGAUUUCCGUUUCCCGUCCACAACUCCACCAUCAGAGGAAGACAAUAUUUUCGUAAAUUCUGGAAAUCCUGACAACGACAGACUCCCCAUUAAUAGGGAUACAUUUCAGGAUUUCCCAGCAGGGACACAACAGCAUUCUGAGGAGGAAGAGGGAAUGAGUGCAUGGACGAUUUACAUUAUUGUGGGUCUGGUGGCAGGUGGUGUCCUCCUUGUAGGGCUGGUGGCGAUUGUGGUGGCACUCUGUUGUAAUCGUAUUGAGGACCGAAAUGGGUACAAACACACAUCAGUGUGAACAGACAUUGAGCCCUCGUCCUCGUUUUAUAUGUUGCAAUGCAUUUUGAGGACAAUGACAAAAUUUUUAAUUACAUUUUAAAUGGUUGCCAUUUGCUACGUACAAGAUAGCAAUUGUGAAAUGGUAUAUUCACACAGCUGAACAGUGAUGACACUGAAAUGAGAGGGCAGCAUUAAAUCUUGAAGUAAAUACCAUUUUGGUGACUACAUCCUAUGAAACUGCAAUGAAAGUUUCUUUGUGAACACAAACAUUAAUAAGAAACUUUAAAAAUGUUAAUAUAGUAUGAACACUGCCACAACGAAACAGUUUUUCAACUGACAUGUGUAUGUGUAAUUACAUAUAUGUAACACAUCAUAAAUGAUAGUCAUAUUUAGUAUUGAUAUGUGUUUAUGAAAAGUUCAUUGUUGAUAUUUUUGUCUUUUAUUGUAUAUUUCACUUGGUGCAUGUUAUGUGUACAUUCUGGUCAGUGUGCAAUAUGGUUUGAUAUUGUAAGUUUCUUGUCUCGAGACAUUUCUGUAUUAAUUAUGUUAGUACAAUAGUAAUUGUUUCUUUACAUUUUAUAGCAUCCCUCAAAAUGUAUGGAUGUUAAUUCUUAAUAUUGUAUAUAUAUUUUCUGCCCUUGCUGGAAGGACAGUCACCUAUCUACUUUAUUUGAAUUUUAUUAACUAAUGUUAAAAACUUCUUUUUUUUUUUUAAUUCAUAAGUCACUUAUCGUACAUUUACCAACAAUCUGUGUAUGUGUUUUAUAUAUUUGACCAGUUACUUUAAUGGUGCUGUUGUGUCAUUUACAUGCAGGUAAAUGCUUUAAAUUUGAGUAUCUUUUUCAUACUCCAGUGAGUGUAUUUAUUGUCCAUUUUGAAUUAUCCUUCUCUCAGAAUCACCCAAUUAAUGUAAUUAUUUAAACCUCUUGAAGAACAAAUGAUAUCUUCAUUAAGUAAAGAAACAUACUUUAAUUGUUUGAAUAUCAAAAUCCUUUAGAUUCAUUUUGGAUCCUAAUACAUGAUGAAGUAAGAUCUUUCAAUUAAAAGAACUAGUCUAUUGGGUUUUUUUCCCCACUGAUUUUUUUACCAAGAAUUUCAUAUAAUGCAUAGGAAAAAUUUCUUUUCUUAAAUUUCUCACAAAGUCAAUGUAUGAUGUAACUAUUUAUUAAAAAAACGUAUGAUGUACCUGUAUUCAAAAAGAUGUCAAGGAAACUAAAAUAAUAUCCUGUUAAGUCUUAAGUCCCAUACAGUUCACAAAAUCAGGAACCAUUUAUAAUAAAAAUCACAUUAAGUUUGUCUCUUGAAAUGUAUUUAUUUGAUGCAUGUCUCUUUUUGUAAUUAUUUUGUGAAUAUUCUGAAUAUUAGCCUCAUUUUGACAUAGUACAUGUAAGUAUACUCAAUAUAUUGUAGAUAUACUCAUCAGAGGUGAUGAGAUUUGAUCCUUUAGAAGGAUAUCUUUUACAUCUACGAGUACAUUGUUUAAAUUUGUAAUCUUUACAGGGAAAAGUAGGCCAGACUAGGUAUAUUCUGCAUGUGUAUCACAAAACCAUAAAGCAAUCUCAGAUUCCAACUUGCAUUUUUACCAUUCAACAUGUUCAAGGUAUUGAAAAGUUUACAAUGGUUUAUUAGGCAUAUUGUGUGCAUAUGCCAUUUCUUAAAACUAUCAGUAAUGAUAAUUUCAAAAUUGUUUGAACAUUUUAUACUACUUGUAUUCUAGGGAGAAAAAAAAAAUUAUUCUCGUAGAUGUGAAUCAAAGAAUUUACUUUCAAUGGCUAUAAGAAGAAUAGUGUUUUAUAUACAAAUUACAUUUAAGUUAAUAGGGUUUUUUAAUUUUUAAGGGAAAAUUACCUAUUUUCACUAAAGGCAAUUUUACUGUAAUAAUUGAAUGUUUUAAACAAAAUACAAAUGCAAUAUAUGCAAGUUUGGUAUACCAUGUGGGGCACAAAAUUUGAGACAAAUUAUAUUGAAGAUGAAAACUUUAAAGGAAACAUAAUUUCUUUCCUUGUUUGAGUUCUCUCCCAUAGCAGAGGGUCAUUUGUCCGUAAGUAUAUCAACAUGUAAAGGAAAUAUGUAAAAAUGAAGAAAACGUACUGGUCAGAUGUUGUUUGAGUAGUUCAGAAGUCCGGUGUUUCCUUAUAAUAUUUUACAAACUAUUGAUAUUAACAUGCAUAUACUCAUUUCAAUAAUCUGUAUUGGGUCAAAAGAAUUUAUAGUAUGGCAUUGUUGUUCAGUAUUCAUGUUGAAUAUAUUACACUGUAGUCAAUGUAUAGUUCAAAAAUGAGAUCAUCAAUUUAAGUCCUUUAAGUUUUGUUUGUAGUUUACAUUUUUAGUCAAUAAAGUAUCCAUUUAUAAGUACCCUGAA
Saccostrea echinata is the source of this 4073-nucleotide messenger RNA. RefSeq names its product fibroblast growth factor receptor 4-like. Lineage: Eukaryota; Metazoa; Mollusca; Bivalvia; Ostreida; Ostreidae. The coding region runs from base 294 to 1730 and encodes 478 amino acids. The transcript is spliced from 8 exons. The record is from RefSeq and is a predicted model, not a curated record.